Plasmodium vivax (malaria parasite P. vivax) is the source of this 1011-nucleotide messenger RNA. RefSeq names its product hydrolase, putative. Gene Ontology annotation, molecular function: magnesium ion binding; phosphatase activity. NCBI's taxonomy places the organism in Eukaryota, Apicomplexa, Aconoidasida, Haemosporida, Plasmodiidae. The coding region runs from base 1 to 1011 and encodes 336 amino acids. The record is from RefSeq and is a predicted model, not a curated record. Gene Ontology annotation, cellular component: cytosol. The transcript is spliced from 2 exons.
AUGAUGACCCCCGCGAGAGCCUCCCACAAAAAUGUGUACAUUCAGAAGAAGUACCGAGAGCUGCUAAAGUACAAGGAGUCCGAUGAGUGCCUAAACGACUUGUUACAGAGGAACUCGGUGAAGCUAAUCGCCAUCGACAUUGAUGGGACGCUUGCCGAUGACGACAGCAAGAUAAGUGACGAAAAUUUGAAUGCGAUUGAGGUGGCGAAGCGACUGGGUAUUAAAGUCAUCCUAGCAACUGGCAAAUUGCACAACUUUGCCAUGAGGAUGUUUACACAGAAGCAGAAGGAUACCUACGAAAUAGAGAAAAUGGAUGGAGUGUACUCUCAUGGAGCGUACCUAAACAUCAGAGGAGUAGAUUACGUAUAUAGGAAAUUUAACAUGAUUGAUAUAGAGUUCAUUCUCUUCGCUUUGUCCUCCCACAACGCUUUGAAGAAUGCCAUUUUUGUAACUCCCAAUGUGGUGUACGUGUUUAAUGAUGACCCAGAGUUUAAGAAGCAGUAUGCUGUUUCUGAAUUGGGUGCAGAUUCACCAGUGAAUGCGAGUAGUGUGAAGUCUCUAGACAAACGUCACAAUGCCGUUUUGCUAACCAACGUAAAGGAUAUCCUUAUGAUUGGAGAUAUCGUCUCCAUCGAAAUUUAUGAAAAGAUCCACCCGGAGCAGGAGCCAUUUAAGGAGCUGCACACGGAGGUGUUCCCCGAGCUGGAAAAUCGAUUUAAAAUUUACGUCCCUCCCAAUAAGGAGAAGCUUGUACUCUCCCCCAUCAACACGUCUAAGAUACAGACCAUUCAGCUGUACGCGCAAUUCUACGACAUUCCUUUGAACCACAUUUUGUCUAUCGGCAACGAUAACAACGAUUUGGAGAUGCUGGCGUCCACCGGGUACUCCGUGGUGGUGAAGGGCUCCACCAAGCCCGCGCUGAAGGUCGCCCGCUGCAUCAGCACCAAGACGAACAACGAGAACGCGGUGGCCAACAUCAUCUUCAAGGUCAUCACGGGCAGGCACUUCUAG